This is a messenger RNA of Physeter macrocephalus (sperm whale), 3041 nucleotides long. RefSeq names its product niban apoptosis regulator 3 (gene NIBAN3). The record is from RefSeq and is a predicted model, not a curated record. The coding region runs from base 159 to 2036 and encodes 625 amino acids. The transcript has 14 exons. Lineage: Eukaryota; Metazoa; Chordata; Mammalia; Artiodactyla; Physeteridae.
CACGGGUGUGUACAUGUGUCAAACUCAUUCAUUUCUAUGCUUUAUACAUUUAAGGUGUGUUGUACAUCGUUUAUAAAUUAAGCCUGAAUCCUUUAACUCCCCCGCCCCCCCACCAAGCCCCAUGUGGAUAAAAACAGGCAAUGGAGGGUUAAGGGUGAAUGGAAUUGGAGCAUGUCUUCUGGGGCAACUUUGGGGUGCGGAUAGGAAUCCGUAAGUGGCUUCUUUGCCUGUUCUACCCCCACCUCUGGCAGUUUGGGGGGGACCUGAUUCAGCCACUUCACCAUCCUCUUGUUCCUGCAGGCCAGGUAGACACCUUGCUGAGGAACUUCCUGCCCUGCUACCGCGGGCAGCUGGCAGCCUCGGUCCUGUGGCAGAUCUCCCGAGAGCUGGGCCCCCAGGAGCCAGCUGGAUGCCAGCUGCUGCACAGCAAAAAGCUGCCCCGAGUCCGGGAGCACCGAGGACCCCUGACCCAGCUGCAGGGCCACCCACCUCAGUGGCAGCCAGUCUUCUGUGUCCUGCGUGGGGACGGCCGCCUGGAGUGGUUCAGUCACAGGGAGGAAUAUGAAAAUGGGGACCGUCCCCUGGGCUCCAUGGUCCUGACAGGGUACACAGUCCUGACUUCCCAGAGUGAAUAUCUCCACCUGUUGGACACUCUCUGCCCAGAAUCCUCAGGACACCAUACACAGGAAGAGCCUGACUCCCUCUUGGAAAUGCCUGUUACUUUCCCCCUGUUCCUGCAGCACCCCUUCCGCCGGCACCUCUGUUUCUCUGCAGCCACAGCGGAGGUGCAGCGUGCCUGGAGGCUAGCCCUGCAGGGCGGCAUCCGGCUUCGAGGCACAGUCCUGCAGCGAAGUCAAGCCCCAGCCGCCCGUGCCUUCCUGGACGCCAUACGGCUCUACCGGCAGCAGCAAGGCCACUUUGGCGACGACGACGUGACCCUAGGCUCGGACGCCGAGGUGCUGACUGCGGUACUGAUGCGGGAGCUGCUGCCUGCGCUGCGAGCCCAGACCCUGCCCGGCCUGCGGGGGCCCGGCCGCGCCCGGGCCUGGGCCUGGGCCAAGCUACUGGACGCCGUCCACGCUGCAGUCCUGGCCGGGGCCUCCACUGGGCUCCGUGCCUUCCAGCCCGAAAAGGAGGAGCUGCUCGCCGCCCUGGAGAAGACUAUCCGCCCAGACGUAGAUCAGAUGCUGAAGUUAAGGGAGCACGUGUUAGGGAGGCUGCAGGCCAACAUCCAGGGUCCCCUCGAGUCAUGCCUGCGCAGGAAGGUGGAUGCGCAGCUGCCCCGGGUCACGCAGACACUGCUGAGCACCGUGGAAGCCGAACUCACGGCGGUGCAAACCCUCCUAACCCAGGGCAUGGACCGCCUGUCCCGCCACCUGCGUGGGAGCCCCUCCAGCACCCGGCUGCGGAAGGAGGUUUACUCAUUUGGGGAGAUGCCAUGGGACCCAGAGCUGAUGCAGACCUGCUACCGAGAGGCGGAGCGGAGCCGGGGGUUCCUGGGGCAGCUGGCAGCACCAUUUGGCUUCUUUGGAACACAGAGCCUGGUGUUUGGGGCCCAGGAUCUCGCACAGCAGCUCAUGGCUGACGCCGUGGCCACCUUCCUGCAGCUGGCCGACCAAUGUAUGACCACAGCUCUGGACCGUGACCAGGCUGCCCAGCAGCUGGAGAAAGUCAGGGGGCGCGUGCUGAAGAAAUUCCAGUCGGAUAGUGGCUCAGCGCGGAGGAGUUUCAUCCAUGGCUGGCUGCUCUGUAUCUUCUUUCCCUUCGUGUUGAGCCAGCUGGAGCUGAGCUGCAAAGCGGAGCUGCCUGAGUUCGAAGGGGACGUCCUUGCUGUGGGCAGCCCUGCUCUGACCAUUGAGGGUAUUUAUGAGGAUGUCAUCCGGGAGGUCCUGCUGCAGAGGAUCAAUCGAGAAUUGAAAAAAGCCCUUGGUGCCAGCAACAUGUCCUGCACUCUGGAUGGCUGCUCGGAGCUUCCAUGGGACCAGGCAGAAACAGAUGUGGAAACUGAGGCUCAGAGAGGCACUUGUUCCAGGUAACCAGGCUCCAGCACCGAGGUCUAGCCACUCUGCCCACUGCCUCCUCCAGGGACAUUCCAGAGCUGAAGCUUUGCCCACAUUCAUCGUCAUUCUCAAUGGAUAAAUGUCAACUAGUGGAAUUUCUGAGUCAAAGCAUAUGUACCAAUUCAAGGCUUGUAUAAUCCCCACACCUCUGCCUUACUCCUCUCCAGAAAGGCUAUGCCUUUUAACACUCUCACCAGCAGCAUUUGUACAUAUUCUCUUUUCCAAACACUAGGACUUUUCAUAAAAGGAAAAACUGCCAGUUUGAUAGACACACACGCAGAGUGCACUGUUUUAUUUUAAAUUUCUUUGAUGACUACAUUGAACCUAAAAAUAUGUUUAUUGACCAUUAAUAUGUUUGUUUCUUAUUUAUUUAUUUAUUUAUUUAUGGCUAUGUUGGGUCUUAGUUGUGCCAUGCCGGAUCUUUCAUUGUGGCGCACGGGUUUCUCUCUAGUUGUGGCGUCUGGGUUUUCUCUCUCUAGUUGAAGCGCCUGGGCUUAGUUGCCCUGUGGCAUGUGGGACCUUAGUUACCCAACCAGGGAACGAACCCGUGUCCCCUGCAUUGGAAGGUGGAUUCUUUACCACUGUUUGUGUGUUUGUUUUCCUUUCUUUUCUUUUCUUUUUUAGUGAAUUGCCUGUUCAUAGCUUUUACCUACUUUUCUUUUCAGGAGAAUUUAUAUUUUUCUUAAUGAUCUCUAAUAACUCUUUGUAUAUUAAGGAUAGUAACACUUUCUGAUAUACCCUACAGAUGUAUUUUCUCAGCUUGCUGUGGGCCUUUGGGUUUGUUUACUUGCUCCAAAAUCUUAACUCAGUAUCAAGUUUCUCAGCUGAGAGUAGAGCUUUUACUUAGUAUCAAGUUUCCCAGCUGACAGUAGAGCUUUUACUGCCUUCCUGUUUGCCAGAAAAGCCAUCUGUUCACUGGAGCCUGGCAGCUUCACAUCACAAGACUUGCAGCUGCUUCCGGAGUAGGUUCUGGGAGGGACU